AAUCGGUCCCCUGACGCACGUCGCGUCACACAAAGAGACUUGACGAGAAAAAAACACAAUCGCAUCCUCCCAAUGGCCAAAACCAUCGAACGCUUCUCGACGGAGGUCUAAAAACGAGCACCGCAAACGAGCCAAGCAAACUGCAGGUGUCAACUAAAAUGACGUUUCCUUACUUCUUCUUAUUGGGAUGUGUUCUCUUGCACAAUACUCUGGAUGCUGCGACUGCGUUUCGUGUGGCAACAGCGUCGUCACCAGCUGCUGCCAGAAGAAGCGUUGUUGUUUUAGAGGCGUCGCCCUUGACAGAAGAUGCCUUGGCAGCUUGUCCAUACGAGUUUCUACCAGAUGACGCGGAUACUUCGGGAAAACGAUUCUUUAUGGACAUUACCAAACAACAAGCAUCGGCGGCAUUCGAAGAACUUGCGACACUUUAUGGCGACGAAUCUGCCCUACAAAUGGUAAAAAUCCAACCGUUGGCACUGUCCAGGAAUCCCAAUAAUUUUGAACCGACCCUUGCAGUGUGGACGGAAACAUUUGGUGAAGAGGCCGCCAAGUCGAUGGUACGACGCAACCCUGGACUCUUGUUGCUCAGCCCACAAUCAGCGGCAUCCGAUGCAAUGGGUACAAUGGGUUGGAGUUUUGUGAUUUGGGCUACACGGCCAAUCCUUUCGAAACUAUUAUUGGCCGGAUUGAUAUUUUAUCAAUAUAAUGCAGUUAGAACCUCGGAAGAGGGAAUCCCACAAUGGAUUCUUAACUCGGGGGAGCAGAAUCCUUUUAGUUAAGCCAACAAUGAUAACAGUACAGUUUGAAUACACCCUGUCCCUGCCGCUGCUAUGCUGCUCACUCAAAAAAAAUAGGUACUAGAAAAACAAAUACUAAAUAGAUACGUUAAGGAGCGAGGGGGGCUAAGCUAGGCAAAGCAGUGGCUGCGUUGGUGGGC
Molecule: messenger RNA, 937 nt
Organism: Seminavis robusta
Lineage: Eukaryota; Bacillariophyta; Bacillariophyceae; Naviculales; Naviculaceae
Source: the annotation of a GenBank genome assembly